UGACCACCCUACAAAUUCACCAUCCAGGAGCUGAUGAUGAUAACCUCUGCACAGCUGUAACAGGUAUCCUCAGCUUUCCCUCCACAUUUGUAGCUGAAUUGCUGGCCAAACAAUCACAAACAACUGAGUGAAACGGAUAAGACGAGGCAGUUUAUAAGCGGCAGGUAUUAUCAAGAUGAUCUGGGCCCUUGGGUGCUUGCUUUGUGCGGCUGGGGGUUUAGGAGCAGCCCGUGCAGGUCCGCUGACAAAGACCAGCAAGAUGGAAGGUACAGCUGCACCUGAGGAGGAAGUCAACGUGCUCAUGUUUGGCGUCAUUCAGUUCAGCGAAUCCCUCAACUAUGUUUAUGAAACCACUGAGGCAAAGAUAGUGAAAAUCAACCAGGCUUUGAAGAGCCAUGAGGGGACUCUCCAAAAGCUGGGGGUGCAGACUGAGCAGGCUGCCGAGGUGGAGAGACAGAUGAAAGAAGUGAUACAGUUGCUACAGGCCCAGAUGGCCAAGCAACAGGCUCAGACCAAGAUGACUAAAGACUGGCUGGCCAGCGUGGAGCAGGAAGAGGCAGAUCUGAAGACAAAAGUGAAGAGGUUGGAGAUGUACAUCAACAACUCCGCACCCACCGUCAAAGAGCUGCAGGGGAGAGCAGAGGACCACUCCAUGAUCUUGAAAGGUUUACAGCAUUUGAUCCAGUUCCAGAGAGAGAAUAUUGAGACUCAGAAGGAGCAGCUCUCUAAAUUGCAGAAGAUGAGUGAAGCUAUGACAUAGUUGUUUAAUGAUUUCACCACUGAGGUCUCCCAGUCUAUGCAGCUCUGAAUGAGACGGGUCCACAUAGAUCUCAACUCUGGAACGUCACUGCACUCCCUUAUAACCCUGCUAUGUACACUUCAAAUCUACUGUAUUGCCAGAAAAUAGCUUUUGUUAGUACCCUUAUGAUCAUGUCCACUGUCAUCUAUAUAUUUAGCUAAGACUAAUGUAGUAUAUAACAACAGUCCUACAAUAAAUCCUCCUUCAGACAGUUAUAAUAUUAAGUUUGUUUUGAAACAGUUUUAGAGAGGUGUUGAUUCAUCUUAAUGAUCAGUUAUAGGCUGUAGUUUAUCAAUUAAUUCGUAUUGCAUUGUACUGAGAGGUGCUUCAAUUAUUUUGUCCACCUAAUUUAUGUCAGUGAGGGUAGGUUUUAAUAACAGAAACACCUCUCUGAACUACAGCCUCCAAAAUUAUUAUACAGUUGAAUCAGCACCUCUCUAAGCUAUGUGUACCUAAUAAACUGAGUGUAUUCGUUAUGUAAUAUUUCUUGUAUCUUUUGUUUGUCUUGACGUUGAUGUACUUUGUAAACUUCAAAUAAAGUUCUUAAAUUAUUAGAAGAUUUUGUUUCACUAAAAAAGAUCAUUGGUUAUUUGUAACAAAUCGAAAACUCAAAGAUAAUAGCUUGUUUUUCUCUAUGUAUAUUUUACAAAACAAUAAUAUCAAUAAAAUGUGUUUUAAUUUGAAAUUAAGAA
Lates calcarifer (barramundi perch) is the source of this 1491-nucleotide messenger RNA. It is a transcript of the gene angptl8, whose product is annotated as angiopoietin like 8. The transcript is spliced from 4 exons. Gene Ontology annotation, biological process: triglyceride homeostasis; regulation of lipid metabolic process. Lineage: Eukaryota; Metazoa; Chordata; Actinopteri; Centropomidae. The record is from RefSeq and is a predicted model, not a curated record. Bases 176 to 760 code for a protein of 194 amino acids.